GUACUUUGUAGUUACUUUCUUGUGUUGUAAUAUGGAAUCUCCCUUAUUACGUCACAACUAAAAUGGCAGCGUCCUGUGUUUCCAAAUUUACUCCAGGAAGAAAAGCAUCAAAUUUGGCUUAUUUGGUUCUGAAAAGAGAUGUUCACCAAACAAUUUCCAAAAAGAGUGUGACAGAGCAGGUGUCAAAGCCAGAUGGUAAACAUGCUGUGACAUUAGUACCAGGGGACGGUGUCGGCCCAGAAAUCAUGGCCAGUAUGCAGGAAGUUUUCAAAACUGCAGGGGCUCCUGUGGAAUUUGAAGAAUACUUUCUGAGCGAGGUGCAUUCCUCACAAAGUGCUAGUUAUGAGACAGUAUUGGAAUCAUUUAAACGGAAUGGAGUAGGGCUCAAAGGUAUCAUAUCGUCACCACAUACAUUCAAAGGAACAGAGCUACAAACUCUUAAUAUGAAAAUUAGGAGAGAUCUAGAUCUAUAUGCUAAUGUUGUAUUAGUAAAAAGUUUACCAGGGUACCAAACAAGACACAAUAACCUUGACUUUGUUAUCAUAAGAGAGCAAACUGAAGGUGAAUACAGUGCAUUGGAGCAUGAGAGUGUUCCAGGAGUUGUAGAAUCUCUAAAGAUAAUUACUCGUGCUAAGUCUAAAAGAAUAGCCAAAUUUGCAUUUGAUUAUGCCCUCAGACACGACAGGAAGAAGGUCACAGCUGUGCAUAAAGCAAACAUCAUGAAACUUGCUGAUGGUUUAUUCCUAAAGUCUUGUGAAGAAGUGGCACAGUAUUAUCCUUCUAUAAAGUUUGAUACUAUGAUUAUAGACAACUGUUGUAUGCAGUUAGUAUCAAAUCCCCAUCAGUUUGAUGUUAUGGUUAUGCCCAACUUGUAUGGUAACAUUAUAGAUAACCUGGCAGCUGGUCUUGUAGGUGGAGCGGGAGUCGUGCCCGGAGAAAGCUAUAGUGACGAUACUGCAAUAUUUGAACAGGGAGCCAGACAUUCAUUUGCAACAGCUGUAGGGAAGAACAUAGCUAAUCCAACAGCUGUGUUGUUUGCAGGCUGUAAUAUGUUACGACAUUUAUGUUUGGACUAUCAUGCGAAGCUUAUUGAAGAUGCUGUCCAGAAAGUAGUAAAAGCUGGAAAGGUGAGGACACAUGAUAUGGGAGGAUAUGCUACCACAGCAGAGUUCACCAACGCUGUAGUCAACUCCUUAUAAUUAAAGCAUGAAUCAUCUGGUUACAAAAAAUCGUAUAUUACAAGUGCUAUAAUGUUGAGAGCAAAAUAAAAAUGAAAUAUUAUAGAAGAGCUGUUUGAUGAACCAAUGCGAUAUUCUAUAAAGCGGGGGAACAAGCAUUUGAUAUGGUAGGGAUAUUGAUGGAAAAGAUCGGACAUUAUCAAUUGAGAAAUAUGAUAUUAUUUGUAUAUUUAUAAAAGAACUUUUUCACAAUAUAGAAAUAAAUACCUGUCACAAGCUAUACAAUCCUGAGACAGUAUGUUUAAUAGAAGGCAAAGUACUUACAUGUUUCUGAUAUUCUUUUACGUAAGAAAUACAGUGAUUUUCUUUGAAGUAUUGGUACUUUUUUUUUAGAAUAUAGGUAAAUUAGAGCAUCAUCUUUAAUCAUUCAAACCAACUGUGUACAUGUUGUAAUUGUGUUCAAUAUUUUAUAUUUAUUAGUACACUGCCUGCUUAGUAUCUUUAUUGAUGAAUUUGUAUUUUAAAAGGAACCUUAAUUGAUAAAUAAGUAUUUUAAAAGGGAAUCUUUCUUUAUAAAUAAGUAAUUUAAACAGAACUUUUAUUGAUAUAUAAUGAGCUUUAAAUGGGGAAUUCUAGUGAUAAAUGAGUAUAUUAAUGAACUUUAACGGGAAACCUUUAGUGAUAAAUGAGUAUUUAUUAUUGAAUCCCUGUCACUGUGAAUAUAGAACUAAACAUUUUCAUAUCAAUCAACAUGUUCUUACACAUUUCAUUUUGAUGAAAAAUUCGUAAGAAAAUGUAAUUUUAGACCCAAUUGUAAUGACCAUUUUCACUGUUGUUAUGUUUAAAUAGGAGCAUCUUUUUUUUUUUUUUUUUUUUUGGGGGGGGGGGGGGUGUUAUUGGCACUUGAAUGUGUGAAGGAUGAUACCAAUUUUACCAUUUUGUCAACAUGUUGCAAUAAUGUCAUAUAUGCUUUCUUUAGAUCUGUGUUUUUGUUAAGCGUUGUUAUUUAUUUUAGAAAUAAAAAAAGUUUUUAGUUA
Molecule: messenger RNA, 2215 nt
Organism: Ruditapes philippinarum (Manila clam)
Lineage: Eukaryota; Metazoa; Mollusca; Bivalvia; Venerida; Veneridae
Product: isocitrate dehydrogenase [NAD] subunit beta, mitochondrial-like
Exons: 10
Coding region: 63-1199 (378 amino acids)
Biological process (GO): isocitrate metabolic process; tricarboxylic acid cycle
Cellular component (GO): mitochondrion
Molecular function (GO): oxidoreductase activity, acting on the CH-OH group of donors, NAD or NADP as acceptor; NAD binding; magnesium ion binding
Source: RefSeq, a predicted model, not a curated record